Zerene cesonia (dogface butterfly) is the source of this 2756-nucleotide messenger RNA. It is a transcript of the gene rt, whose product is annotated as protein O-mannosyltransferase 1. The record is from RefSeq and is a predicted model, not a curated record. Gene Ontology annotation, cellular component: endoplasmic reticulum; membrane. The transcript has 9 exons. The coding region runs from base 169 to 2514 and encodes 781 amino acids. Gene Ontology annotation, molecular function: dolichyl-phosphate-mannose-protein mannosyltransferase activity. Lineage: Eukaryota; Metazoa; Arthropoda; Insecta; Lepidoptera; Pieridae. Gene Ontology annotation, biological process: protein O-linked glycosylation via mannose.
UAACAUAAUCACUUACUCUGUGGUACAGUAAUAAUAUUCCGUUAGACCGAGACUGAUCGAAAAUGUUUAUAAAAUUUUGCUUACGUCUAUAUUAUUUUGUAAUUGAAAAUUAAAAUAAAUGCAAAAAUUUAAAUCACAUAAAUAAUUCUUACGUAUUAAGGAUUUAAAAUGGAUUUGGAGUCGACGAAAGCUAUAAAAAAUCGGAAAAAUAGAAAGGAACACAGCAAACAAAAUGAGGUCAGGAAAGUUUAUGAAACAGAGAAUUGUGAACAAAGUUUAAAAUUAUUAAAAAGAGAAGUUGGUGAUGGUGCCGCAGCACAAAAUGAAAAUGAAUGCGAACAUGAUAAUUAUCAAGGAGAUACAAACAUAUCACAUAGAUAUUAUUUAAAAAUCGAAAUUGAUAUAAUAUUCCUUAUUCUUUUAGGUUUAGGUCUUUGCACCAGAUUGUAUAACUUAGACAAUCCUCAUUACAUUGUUUUUGACGAACUACACUAUGGUAGAUAUGUAUCACUUUAUACAAAAGGGGUUUUCUUUUUUGAUGCUCAUCCACCAUUAGGGAAACAGUUAUUAUAUUUAGCUGGUCGAGUGGCUGGCUAUGAUGGGAAUUUCACAUUUGAUAGAAUAGGAUCUCCAUAUACAGAAAAUGUACCUGUAACAGCUUUAAGAAUUAUACCAGCAAUUAGUGGGAGUCUUCUUGUUGCACUUUCAUAUCAAUUUAUGUUAGAGACUUCAGUACACCAAGGGACUGCUGUAUUAGCUGCUUUAUUGGUUUUAUUUGAAAAUAGUCUUCUCACCCAAUCCAGAUUCAUGUUGUUAGAAAGUAUACAAAUUUUGUUUGGAAUGUGGGGAACUUUGAGUGUUAUUAAAAGCACAAGGAAAACUGGCCUAGCUUCAAUUUUAUGGCUUUGUAUAGGAGCAGUGUCACUUGGAUGUUGUUUCUCCAUAAAAUAUUCAGGGUUUUACACAUAUUUUUUGGCAUUUAUUUUGGUUGGUCGUCAAAUGUGGAACAGAAUAGGCCAAGUUGAAUCUACCUUACGCCUUGCAAUGUCGGUAUUAUGGAGAGUAGCUAUAUUGAUCGCAAUACCUCUCAGUGUGUAUGUGGGUGUUUUUUAUGCACACUUGGCUAUGCUACCCAAAGCUGGACCUCAUGAUAGCGUUAUGUCUAGUGCAUUCCAAGCAUCAUUACAAGGAGGCCUUGCUAGUAUAACUAGAGGACAACCAUUACAUGUUGCACACGGUUCCCAGAUAACAUUAAGACAUUCCCACGGUCGCACAUGCUGGCUGCACUCGCACGCGCAUGUGUACCCGGUCCGCUACUCGGACGGGCGCGGCUCCUCCCACCAGCAGCAGGUCACUUGCUACAGCUUCAAGGACGUGAACAACUGGUGGAUAGUGAAGCGACCCGACGUGUCGUCGCUCACCGUGUCGUACCCGCCGGACGCGAUACGACACGGCGAUAUCGUGCAGCUGGUGCACGGGCUCACCACUAGAGCGCUCAACUCGCACGACGUGGCUGCAGCUGUGACGCCGCAAUCACAGGAAGUAUCGUGCUACAUCGACUACAACGUGUCGAUGCCAGCGCAGAAUCUGUGGCGGGUCGAGAUCGUAAAUCGCGAGUCCGAGGAAGCCACAUGGGACAGCAUCCACUCGCUGGUGCGGCUCAUUCACGUGCCCUCGGGCUCCGCCCUGCGAUUCAGCGGUAGGCAGCUGCCGGCCUGGGGCUUCCACCAGCACGAGGUGGUCGCAGAUAAGGUCACCGACCACCAGGAUACCGUGUGGAAUGUUGAGGAACAUCGAUAUUCUAAAUCGGAGGACCGGCGGGAGCGCGAGCGCGAGCUCGUGUCCGCGGAGAUGAUCCCCACCGCGGCGACGCGGCUCUCCUUCUGGGCGAAGUUCGUGGAGCUGCAGCGCAAGAUGGCGGCGCACGCGGCCGACGCGCCGCACGGCCACAUGUUCGCGAGCGAGCCGCACCACUGGCCGCUGCUGCAGCGCUCCAUCGCCUACUGGCUCUCGCCGGACUCCAACGCUCAAGUACACCUGAUUGGCAACCUAGUGACCUGGUAUGCGGGCACUCUUUCAGUAUUAUUGUAUGGUGCAUUCCUUGUACUAUAUGCGAUUCGAACAAGAAGAGCUAUCACAGAUCUCCCGCCCAGAGCUUCACAGAAAUUCUAUGACGCCGGAUGCAUUCUCUUUCUAGGCUAUUGGCUCCACUACAUCCCCUUUUUCUUCAUGGAUCGAACACUUUUCUUACAUCACUAUUUACCCGCUUAUAUGUUUAAGAUAUUACUUCUUUCUUUUGUCGUAGAUCACAUCUAUUAUAUAAUACAAAAGCGAGAAAGGACACGAUCCUUCGCUCACAUAUUUAUAUUCUGCAUAGCCAUUUGGCUGGCCUAUGUAAUACUCACUUUUAAAAAGUUUAGUGUACUCAGUUAUGGAAACACAGAUCUCACCGAAGUCGACUUAAUGAAUCUCAGAUGGAAAGAUACGUGGGACUUUAUUCUACAUAAAAAGUAGAAUAUGCCUAUAUAACAUAAGAACUACUAUAAUACUGUACAAGUAAUGCCAUUCCAGUUGAUAGAGUUGUGAAACUUAGUCAUUAGUAUUCAUACAAGACUUAUUAUUUAUAAAUAUUUAAUGUAAGGAAAACAUUUUAUUUUAUAAUUUUUUUAUUUUUAUUUUCUUAACUCUUUAUAUGAAUUAACAUUGUAAUACAUAUCUUAUAAACGACCCAAUGCUAUUAAAAUAUUUUACAAACA